CAGCAGCCCUGGUCCAGCCCUCUGCAGGCAUUUGCUUCAGGCUCCAGGACAAGCUCAUCAGCUGUGUAAAGAGUGAAAACUUUGAAAGGACUGAGACGUGGACAGCAGAUGGAUCCUGUGGCCAGCAGCUGCAUGAGAAGCCCCCACCCCCCAGCCCCCAUCUGGGGCUGCCUUCGAAACCCCCACUCCGAAGGCAAUGGGGCCUCAGGGCUACCCCACUACCCUCCAACCCCAUUCUCCUUCCAUCAGAAACCAGACUUCCCGGCGACAGCGACAGCAGCGUACCCUGACUUCUCAGCCUCCUGCCUGGCAGCCACCCCACAUAGCCUGCCCCGGGAGGAGCGUGUCUUCACUCAGCAGCACCCCGCCUUCACACAGCCCCCUGACUGGCACUUCCCUGUCUCGGAGGCCCGGCACAGCCUCAACCCAGGCCCGGCUAGGGGCUCCAGAGAGAGGGGGGCCAGCAGCCCAGGCCUGGUGGACGCCACGGGAGGCCCAGGCGAGGACUACGGGGUCCUUGGGAGCACUGCCAACGAGAUGGACAAGAAAUCAUCCAGACGGAAAAAGGAGAGUUCAGACAGCCAGGAGAACCGAGGGAAGUUGGGAGGUGGCAGCAAGGCCCGCAAGGAGAGGACGGCCUUCACCAAGGAGCAGCUGCGGGAGCUGGAGGCCGAGUUUGCUCACCACAACUACCUGACCCGGCUCCGGAGAUACGAGAUCGCGGUAAACCUGGACCUCUCUGAGCGGCAGGUCAAAGUGUGGUUCCAGAACCGAAGGAUGAAGUGGAAGCGUGUAAAAGGGGGUCAGCCCAUCUCCCCCAAUGGGCAGGACCCCGAGGAUGGGGACUCUGCAGCCUCUCCAAGUUCAGAGUGAGAUUCUCCAUGGAGAAAAGCAGACUGAGGACUGAGCCCCCUCCCCAACGACCCCCACCCCAAUUCUGCCUUCACCUGUUCCCCACCCAC
Molecule: messenger RNA, 962 nt
Organism: Cynocephalus volans (Philippine flying lemur)
Lineage: Eukaryota; Metazoa; Chordata; Mammalia; Dermoptera; Cynocephalidae
Gene: MEOX1
Product: mesenchyme homeobox 1
Exons: 4
Coding region: 109-873 (254 amino acids)
Biological process (GO): positive regulation of transcription by RNA polymerase II; somite development
Cellular component (GO): nucleus
Molecular function (GO): DNA-binding transcription factor activity, RNA polymerase II-specific; RNA polymerase II cis-regulatory region sequence-specific DNA binding
Source: RefSeq, a predicted model, not a curated record